Molecule: messenger RNA, 1257 nt
Organism: Oncorhynchus gorbuscha (pink salmon)
Lineage: Eukaryota; Metazoa; Chordata; Actinopteri; Salmoniformes; Salmonidae
Product: zinc finger matrin-type protein 3-like
Exons: 7
Coding region: 52-1257 (401 amino acids)
Molecular function (GO): zinc ion binding; nucleic acid binding
Source: RefSeq, a predicted model, not a curated record
UAGCUUGCUGGGUUCUCACGUCUAAACUGGUUCGAAGUUGGCCAGGAUGAAAUGAUGGCGUUACAUGUCAAGAAUAGAGAUGCUUCUUAUUAUCAAAGUGCCGAUUAUUACGGAAAUUCGGUGCCUUUAAACUAUUGGAAUAACAGACAUUAUUUCGCCCGGUUACCAGGACCAGAGUCUAUGCUGACGCCUUCAAUGAGCCUUUUUGGCCAGCAACAGCCGUUGUUCCAGCCAAUGCCUUCUACACAUACCCUUGGACCCCCUCCACAGACCCUCAGGCCGUCUACACCAGUGGUAGUGGCCCCGGACCCCCUCCUUUUCCCCCUCUACAGCCCUCUGCCUGCCAAACCACCCACUCACCUCCAGCUGAUGCAGGGCCCCCCCUGCCCUGUCCCCUGCCCUGUCCCACCUCCAACUGCCCAGGUGGCCCUCAGCACCAAGCCCCAGGAGGAAGAGGCUCAGAUCGGGGCCACAGACCAGGACGCUACCUUGGAUGAGCUGUGUAAGCCUCUGUACUGCAAACUGUGCAACGUCACCCUCAACUCUGCCCAGCAGGCACAGGCCCACUACCAGGGUAAAAACCACAGUAAGAAGCUGAGAAAUUUUUAUGCAGGCAGCCAGCAGCUGCCUGCCAUCAGGAUUCCGGAGGUAAUAGAACCAGUUUCCCAGCAACCCCUCACGACUCCACCAACUGAGAGUACAACUCCAAAACAGCCGGUGUCAUUUAACGGUGCCAGCAGGGUGAUCUUAGCCACGGAGAACGACUACUGCAAGCUGUGUGACGCCUCGUUCAGCUCACCUGCCGUGGCUCAGGCGCACUACCAGGGCAAGAACCAUGCCAAGAGACUGCGGCUGGCUGAGGCCCAGCAGAGCAGUAGCAUCAUAGAGUCAACUGAGUGUGUCCAGAGGCGUCUGAAGAAAGAGGGGAGCGAGUACAAGUUGAUCCAGAACCGCAGGACCUCACAGGUGCCUCCUGCCAUGCCAGCCCCCUACUACAACCCCCCGGCCCAGGCAGAGGAUCCCCAGAGACCUGGCCAUGUGUGUGACGCCCAGCGGCCAGUUCUACUGCUCUAUGUGCAAUUCUGGGGCCAGCGAGGAGGCCAACUUCCGCCUUCACCUGGAGAGCAAGCAGCACAAGAGCAAGGUGUCCGAGCAGCGCUACCGCAGCGAGAUGGAGAAUCUGGGCUACACUUAGGAGAUCAGCGCCACAGAACAGGGGAGGAGAGGGGAAUGAUGAUGUGUUUUUCUGUGUCAUAA